GAAGCGAAGGAAAGCUUUGAAGUUUGAUCCGGUUUUCCACGGAAGGCGGCGCCCUGGGUUGGGGUUGUAGGUUUUGUACAAGCUUGUCUUACAAGCCUUAAAGUUAGGACAAGCUUUGUGGUAGGCAUCGUUCAAGCGGUUGCUCUGCCCUUGAUGAAUGGGGGUGCCAGGGUCCUCUACCAGUUGCAGGUAACACGGCUCAUUUUGACACCGCCAGUUCUGGAGGCGCCCUUUCGCGGGGUCAUUACCAUGGCCUUGAUGCACAUCAUGCCCGCUGGCCUCCUCGGCGGCCAUUUGAGUUUCCACGGCCUGGUUCGGACAGCGGGUGCCCCGCAGCUUGCGGCAUUGCCAGUAGCUGCGGCAGGGCUGCCUCCCCUGCCCGGCCGGAUGCAGGCGCCAUUUCGCCCGAGGGGCGCCGACUGGAGCACCCAAUUCCUGGGCCGCCAGCUUGCUCUCUGUCAACCUGCCCUGUUGCCUGCCUAUUACACGCUGUGUGCGCCUGUUCACCUCCGCCUGGAUCGCUCCCUACCUGGGCUGCCCUCGCGGCCGUUCUCUGCGCGCGCCGCCGCCCGCAAGGGCGAUGGUGGAGGUGGUGGCGCUGGUGGUGGCACUGGCGGUGGUGGCAGCGGCGCGGCACAUGCGCUGGUGGUGGUGGAGUCGCCCAGCAAGGCCACCACGGUGGGGCGCUACUUGGGGCCCGACUACGCGGUGCUGGCCAGCUAUGGCCAUGUGCGCGACUUGGCACCAACGCCAGGCAGCGUGCAGCCGGACAAUGAGUGGGCCAUGACGUGGGCGGUGCCGGUGAAGGCGCACAAGUGCCUGGCGGCCAUCCGCGCGGCGCUGCGUGGGAAGCGGCUGCUGGUGCUGGCCAGCGACCCGGACCGGGAGGGGGAGGCCAUCGCGUGGCACCUGCAGGAGACGUUGAGGGAGGCGGGGGCGCUCAACAACACCCAGGUCAUCCGCGUGGCGUUUAAUGAGAUCACGCGUGAUGCGGUGCUGGCCGCGUUGGCCGCCCCACGCGAUGUAAGCACUCCGCUGGUGGAGGCAUACCUGGCGCGGCGCGCGCUGGACUACGUGAUGGGCUUUGGGCUGUCCCCCGUGCUGUGGCGCAAGCUGCCCGGCAGCAAGAGCGCGGGCCGCGUGCAGAGCGUGGCGCUGCGCCUUGUAACAGACCGCGAGCACGCCAUCCGCACCUUUGUCAGCCGCGAGCACUGGUCCGUGGCCGCACGCCUCACGGGGCCAACGGGGGAUGUCUUUGAGGCGGCGCUGACGCACCUGGACGCGCGCAAGUUGGGCCAGUUUGGGCUGACCACAGAGGAGGACGCGCAGCAGGCUGCGGGCAGGGUGCGGGCGGCCAGGCUGGAGGUGGCGGAGGUGAAGAGGAGCAAGGUAGAGCGCAGCCCUCCCCCGCCCUUCACCACGUCUACGCUGCAGCAGGAGGCCAGCGCCAAGCUGAGCCUGGGUGCAGCGCAGACCAUGGCCCUGGCGCAGAAGCUGUACGAGGGGGCCGACACCGGCGCGGGCCUCAUCACGUACAUGCGCACCGACGCCACGACGCUCUCCUCGCACGCCGUCACCGCCAUCCGUGCCACAGUGGCUGCGCGCUACGGGCCAGAGUAUGUGCCGGCUCGCCCGCGGGUGUACAAGAGCCAGGCCAAGAACGCGCAGGAGGCGCACGAAGCCAUCCGGCCCACGGACAUGGCCGUGCUGCCCAGCGCACUCGCCGGCCGGGUGGACCCCAGCGCGCUGCGGCUCUACAGCCUCAUCUGGCGGCGCACUGCGGCGUGCCAGAUGGCAAGCGCGGUAUACGCGCAGCUGGCAGUGGACGUGGCCAGUGCCGACCAGGCGGUGCGCCUGCACGCUGUCGCGUCGGAGGUGCAGUUCCCGGGGCACCUCGCAGUGCACAGCGACGCCGAGGUGGGCUCCCGGUUCGCGCGGGAACAGGUCCCUGAAACAGACGAGGCGGAGAGCGGCGAGGAUGCUGUGCCGGGCAAGAGAGCGGGGCUGGAGCGGCUCGCUGUGGGGCAGGCAGUGGCCGUGGGGGCCGUCACCCCGGACCAGCACUUUACGCAGCCGCCGCCGCGCUUCACUGAGGGCACACUGGUGAAGGCGCUGGAGGAGGCGGGCGUGGGCCGGCCGUCGACGUACGCGUCCACGCUGCGCACGCUGGUGGAGCGCGCGUACGUCCGCAAGGAGGGCCGGCGGCUGGUCCCCGAGAUGCGCGGCCUGCUGGUCGCCGCGUUCCUGCAGCACUACUUCCCGCGCUACGUCGACACGGCCUUCACCGCGCAGCUCGAGGCGCAGCUGGACGACAUCACCGCGGGCGCGUGCCCGUACAAGGCCGUGCUCUCCGCCUUCCACACCGACCUGCAGGCCGCCAUCAACGACACCGCCGCCAUCUCCAAGCAGCAGGUGGAGGACGCCCUGGAGGCGGCGUUUGGCGACUGGCUGUUUCCCGCUCCGGCCGCGAAGGGCGCAGACCCGCGCGCGUGCCCCGUGUGCGGGCAGGGCCAGCUGGAGCUCAAGCUGAGCAAGAUGGGCGGAUUCCUCGGCUGCUCCCAUUACCCCGAAUGUACUGCGCGCCUCCCGCUCACCUUCGGCAGCCCGCUAGACAUGUCCACGGCCGGUGGGUGCCCGGUGGUGUUGGGGGACGACCCUGUGACGGGGCUGCCGGUGAGCCUGCGCACGGGGCCGUACGGGCCGUACCUGCAGCUGGGGGAGGCGCAGGGCAAGGCCAAGCCCAAGCGGGUCGCGCUGCCCAAGGGCCUCGGGGCCGACGUGGAUUUGCCCCGCGCGCUGCAGCUGCUGGCGCUGCCGCUGCCCCUGGGCGAGCACCCGGCGCUGGGCGGCCCCGUGUCGCUCAGCCUGGGCAGGUUCGGGCCGUACGUCGAGCACGCGGGCAACGCCGCCUCCCUGCCACCGGGCCCCCGCGAUAUGUUUGCGUUUACCCUGGCGGAGGCGGUGCCGCUGCUGGCCGCCAAGGGCAAGCCCCUCCGCGGUCGCGGCCGCCCCAGCCGGGGUAACACCAACCAGGCGGCAGCAGCGGACAAGGCGCCGGCCAAGCGGGGGCGCAAGAAAAAGGAGGCGGCAGUCAAAGAGGGGGCUGAUGUCAAAACGUUGAAUGCUUCAGCGGAGGAUGGCAAAGCAGAGGAGGUCGUGGCAGCGAACCCCCCCAAGAAACGAGGCAGGCCUAGGAAGGUUGUAGCGCAAGUUGCAGAGGGAGAGGAAACACCGAAAGACGCCCAGCCUGCACUGGAAGCACGGCCGGGGGCAGCGGCCACUGAUGAGGAUGCGUCAAGCAUAAGGCGCGAUGGUGAGGAGCACGCUGGAGCACCUCCUCCGAAACGGAAAGGCAAAGGGGCAGAGAAAAAAUCUCUCAAAAAGGUAGAGGCGGGUCUUGCGGCAGCACAGGAAACGGUGCGUCGCGCGAAGGUCCCUGGGAAAGCCUUGGUAGCCGCCCAGACAAGCGAGCAGCCGGCGUCGAGUGCAGGGAAAGAGUCGGGCGGGGCCAGCCGGGACGAGACGCCGGGGUCAGGCCCGCAGCUGCGCAUCCUGACAGAGUGGCCGAGCAAGCGGCGCAGCCCGGCAGAGAAAGCGGCGGACCAUGCGGCCGGGGUGUUCCGUCCAUGGGAGGUGCAGAACGGGCUGCACCUGCCCUGGCUGCAACAGCAGGAGGCCGCGCGGGCAGCCGCGCAGCGCAACCCGGGGGCCGACCACCGGGAGGGCGGGGCAGAGGCGUCGUCCGCGGCUCCGACAACGGAUGAGCGGCAAGAGACCCCUGCUACGAGCGGGCGAGCGGGCAGCCCGGCUGCAGAUAAGAUGGAAGGGGUGGCGCCAGGGAGGGGCCACAGGAUGCGGCCAGCGCUGAAGGCCGGGCGGCCGUCGAAGGUGGUGGGGCGGGGCGGGGCAGGCCUGCGGCAGGGCGAGGAGGAGGAGCAGGCGAGCGGACGGAGAACGUCGGCACUCCCCAUCUCGUGCGGACCAGGGGAACGCGCACAAAGGGGGCCGCUGCCGAUCCAGUCCGGGGAAGGUUUUUACCACAAUCCCUGAGAUGGUUUUCCCUUUAAUGAAGAGUGGACCUGAGGAAGACGUGCCUUAGGGUAAGGUCAUGUUGAAGCUGACCCCCUAUGUUCAGUUCAGAGGGUGGGGGUUGGGGGUUUGGAAUCCUGAGGGCAGCGGGAGGGGGGGGGGGCUCGGGGUUUCCUCCAUGGUCGAGCCGCAGGCUCGGAAAUUGUUGUAAUAUCGGUCUGAAAAUGCUGUUUUCGAGGGGUAAAAUAGCAGACAAAAUACACAUAUUCAUACAGGCCGGGAGGGGGGGGGCUCGGCUUACCCUUAUGUCUAGGAG
Molecule: messenger RNA, 4345 nt
Organism: Klebsormidium nitens
Lineage: Eukaryota; Viridiplantae; Streptophyta; Klebsormidiophyceae; Klebsormidiales; Klebsormidiaceae
Source: the annotation of a GenBank genome assembly